Messenger RNA from Vitrella brassicaformis, 2447 nucleotides. Lineage: Eukaryota; Vitrellaceae. The record is from the annotation of a GenBank genome assembly.
GUUCAGUCCGUCCCUCACCGUGGAGGGAGAGUGUCGCAUGUCCGUAGUGGAGAGACAUUUCCAGCGAUGAUUUCGUAAUGUCGUCAUAACUCCCACACAGUGACACCAGCAACCUACUCACGAUACCGAGACAGCGACAAACAAACGACCAGUGCACGCACAGACGAAUAAAACCACGCAACACCCACUCGAGAGAGAGGGUGAGAGAGAGAGCCAGAGAGGCUUGUGGCUACUCACUCUCUCUCUCUCUCUCUCUGUUCUCUGCCUGUCAAUUGGCGUAUGAACAGGCAGCUACUCAGUUGGGUUUAAACCGACCACAUGGCCCCAGCCCACUUGCCCCCCCGCCAUCUGUCCAUCCAUCCAUCCCAUCCACCUGUCUAAAUGAGACCCUGUGUGCUGAGCAUCAUCUCUAUUUCCGACACUCUCUCGCCGUCGGCCAGCGUCAGCAUGCGGCCGUCAGACUGGGCGUGGUGCUCGGGCGGCGGGUGUGCCAGCGACUCCCGCAUGCUCUGAGUGACAUACAUACCCGUUCGGCACUCACUGAGUGAUUCACACGUCUGUCUGUGUCCGUCUCUGUGAGUGUGCAUACCUUCAGGUACGGCCAAUAUCGCGGAUUCAGCACUUGCACCUCCUCUCUCGCCGCCUGGACCUGCGCGUCGGUCACGCCGAGAGCUCCUGCGAGGGUCCAGCCGCCCAUCGUGUUGGCGGCCAUGUCAGCACUGAAGUCGAGCAGGUGCUUCCUGAAGAUGUCUGUGUACUCGAGGGCCUUCUCCAGCAGACGCUCCUUGACCGUCGAAAACGAGAGAUGAGACUGACACACAGGCAGGCAGGCAGGCAGACAGCGCACAUGAGCCAGCUGGACAGGGGAUUGAUUCGUCAUGCACCUUUGUGGCCGCCCGCUGGCAAAGCUUGUUCACGUACUCCUGGAAGUGGUGCUGCUGCAUGAAAUGCACGAUGUUGCCCUUCCUGCCAGGUAUGCAACACACACACACACACACAGAUAUACACACAGAUACAAACAGAUACACGCGCAGAAUGUCAGCAGUGAGCACCGGCAUCCUUACAAGUGGUUCCGUUUGAGGAACUGCUCCGACUUGCUCAAAUGCACAUUCCCCGUCAGCCCCACUUGCUCAGUGACGUCCUCGCCGAAAAGGCGCAUACAUGAAUGGACGACGGCGUCCGUGCAGAUGGUCGGCAUGUCAGGCAAGAAAUAAAAGACGAACGUCUUGCCUCCAAUCGUGACGGUCGCGGUCUUGUCGGCCCAGAAGAGCAUGUCCAGUGGGCUGCGGACCUCGAUGAGAGGGUCCAAGAUCGGCAAGUGGCGGGUCUUCUCAAAGUAGCUGAGAAUGAGGUCCUCGAUCGCCCUCGACGCAGCGCGGACCAGACGGGCCAGCAUCGACCGGAGCGAGUCAGGAUGCAGCUCCGAGAAUGGGGUAGUGUCCAGCGACAGGCGGGCGAACCGGAAGGUCGGAUAGUCUAUCGAAUCGUGGAGGGCGCCGCUCCUGCAGGCGUCUUCCUUGAGUGAAUAGACUCUCGCGCCCUUCACAGCACUUGUUGCCUGGCUGUCACGCUCCCCACGCUUCACGUAGCUCAGUAAGCCGAUAUUGACGUGGCGGAAUCGCGUCAAAACCAGGCCCAUCGAGACCUUGGUCAGGGGACGACUUGCCAGCUCGCUGAUGAUCUGGUCCUCCUUGCGCCGCUGCAGCUCGUAGAACUCAUCCUCGGACAUCAUCCCGUACACGUACUUGACCGGGGCUUCGUUGUCGUACCGAAAGGCUCCCACAUUCGACAGCGUCUUGGCGUCCUUACACACAUUCUUGUGUGCCGCCCUCCAGUGGUUCCGCUGACACUCGAGCGAGCAGUAGCUGACGAGCCGGCAUUCGCCGCACGUGGAGAGUGAUGGCACUGCAGGCGGCCCCUUCCCACACAUGGCGCAGCGCCGUUCUGUCGGGUAGGCCGCUCUGUCGUCAGAGAGGCGCACCUUGUAGCCACGCAUCUCUGACGGCAGCACAGCGGAAAAAGAGCCAAUCAGGGCCUGCGUGCAUGCCCUUCCCGCCCUGUCUGCGCGGUGCGCACCAACCCACCUGCAGCGGUGAAGGGCACGUCAGAUGCUCCUGUCACGCGAGGACUGGCCGCAGUCGAACUGGCGGCCGUCGAGUCGGGCUGACUGGCCUCCCUUUGCUGGCUCGCGGGCACCAUGUGACCACGCAUCUCUGACACACACCAAGGACACACUUAAUGUCUGUUUUGUGGUCUCGUCUGCGUUUCCACCCCACCCACGGUGACCCACCUGCAGAGGCAGAGGGGAAGGGCACGUCAGAUGAUGCCGUCACGCGCUGCUGUUGCUGCUGCUUCUUCUGCUUCUGCUUGUCGAGAGCCAUCGCGGCCAUCGCUCUGCUGGCAGCCGAAGGUCCUCCAUCGUCGGAUGAGUCGCUCGUCGAGUCAAG